UUUGUUGCUUCAGGACUACCAUAUUGUGACCACUGCAAUCAGACUGCUUCAGAGGAGCCCAGACAGAAAAUGGAAGUGUCCAGGGUGAGACCAGUCGCCUAAGUGGGGCGGGAGUGGGCUGAGCCGCCCUCCUGCAGCGCCGCGCAUGCUCCGUGUCCCCCCUUUGCGCCCCGUUCCCACGCCGCCGUCGUCACCCCCGCCCCAGGCACGCCUGCUUGCGCGCCCUGCUCCUCCUCCGCAGCAGAGGACCUGGCCGAGGGUCGGCCACGCAGGACGAACCUCCUGAACAAGGUGAGACCGACAGCCAUCUGAAAGCUCAGAACCUCUCCAGGAUACCUCCCUGGAGAGCUUCUUGGAGGCAGCAUCCUUGGCUUCGGGUUUUUACCUGAUCUAGGGGUGCGGAGAGAAAGCCAAAGCUGCCUAGCGUGCAGACCUGGGGCUGACACGACAGCAUUGCACAGCUGAUCUGCCCAGCCUUUCAGCUGUGCUUCGGUUGGAGCUCUGACUAUGGCGGCCAUUCUUCUGAGGGCAAAGCCCAAGGUGACAGUAUCUUUUGAGGAUGUGUCUGUGUACUUUACAAAGACAGAAUGGAAACUUCUGGAUCUCAAACAGAGGAACCUCUACAAGCAGGUGAUGCUGGAAAACUACAGUCAUUUGGUGUCAGUGGGAUUUGCUUUCUCCAAGCCUAACCUGGUAUCCCAGCUGGAGAAAGGGGAGAAGCCCUGGAUUAGGGAUGGUGGAAUGGAGAGUGCGGCAGGAUCCUGUACCGGUGAGCAAGGAAAUAGGAUAAAGAGCAAGACUCUGACUCCAAAACCGAAACUUUUUGGAAGAGGUCUCCUCAGAGACACCUCGGGAUCCUCACUGCAGAGACGUCCUCAUGAUUUCAGGCCAAAUCCCAUUGUAAGGUACCAACACUCCAGAAUCGCGGAUAAGCGGUAUCUAUGUCAGCAGUGCGGAAAAUCCUUCAGCCGCAGCUCCAAUCUCAUCAAACACCGGAUCAUCCAUAGCGGUGAGAAACCGUAUGAAUGCAGCGAGUGUGGGAAGCUGUUCAGGCGCAGCUUGGCGCUGCUGGAACAUCAGCGCAUCCACAGCGGCGACAAGCCUUAUGAAUGUGGUGAGUGUGGCAAAACCUUCACGCGCAGCUCCAACCUUGUCAAGCACCAGAUCAUCCACAGCAGUGAGAUGCCGUUCAUGUGCCGCGUGUGCGGCAAGGUGUUCCGGCGCAGCUUCGCGCUGCUUGAGCAUGCGCGCAUCCACAGCGGCGAGCGGCCCUACGAGUGCUCUGAGUGCGGCAAGGCAUUCAGCAGAAGCUCCAACCUCAUAGAGCAUCAGCGCACCCACAGCGGCCGGAAGCCCUACAUCUGCCAGGAGUGCGGGAAGGCCUUCAAGGGCAUCUCGCAGCUCAUCCACCACCAGCGCAGUCACCGUGGUGACCGGCCCUUUGCGUGCGGCGAGUGCGGCAAGGCCUUCCGAGGCCACUCAGGGCUCAGCCAACACCAGCGGGUCCAUAGCGGCGAGAAGCCCUAUGAGUGCAGCGAAUGCGGCCGGGCCUUUGGUCGCCGGGCCAACCUUUUCAAGCACCAGGUGGUGCAUGGAGGGGUGCGGCUCCAGCGCCGCACCCGAGGGAAGGGUUUCCGGCGCGGCUGCAUGCUCCUGGAGCGGGGUCUCCAUGGGCAGAGGCCCCAGGAGGCUGGAGAAGGUAGCUCGGCUGAGCCUCAGCCCAUCAACACCAAUGAGAAGCCCCAAGUGUGUGAGCGCUGCGGCCAGGUCUUUGAGAACAAGUUGCUGUUGUGCCGCCACUUGCGCAUCCAUGACGACGAAGAUGACAAGAAACAGAAGCCUGUUACUUCGAGCACCUCAGCUUUGGAGGAUAAGUCAAUACUCAGCCAACAUCUGGAAGCCCAGCCCACAGAGGAAAGCGACAGUGAAGGCAGUGUAGUUUUCCUGUAUGCUGAGAUGCCCCAGGGACCAUCCUCACCUUGAGGCCAGAAACUGGGCAGCAGCUCAGAAUGGCAGGAUGGCCUCUUCCCCAGUGUGAAACAGAGAAGCAAUUCAAAAUGACAGUGCCCCACCCCGCUCCAGUGUAGUGUGACCUGCUCCUUCCCUGAGGGGUCAAAAAGGAAAGCUCCCUCCCUAGUCCUUGAUGAUACAAUUGAUGCCUAGAGAUUGUACAGGAAGGCUCCUCAAGGGGCCUAGGCAGGGUUCUCCUGUGUGUGUGUGUGUGUGUGUGUGUGUGUGUGUGUGUGUGUGUGUGUGAGAGAGAGAGAGAGAGAGAGAGAGAGAGAGAGAGAGAGAGAGAGAGAGAAAGAGAGAGAGAGAGAGAGAAUAUGCUUGGGUAUGUGAAAGCCUGUGUGAGUGGUGGGGGUCCAAGUGAGCAGAUUUGUAUUCUACAGAGUUGCUUUAUUGCCUGGUGUGUUUAGGAGGGAAGCAGAUAUAUCCAGGCAAUUCUUGGCACAGUUACCUUGAAGUUUACAGACAGAUAACCCCAUGACCUUUCCCCUGUUUAAUGUGCGGUGGUUCCUUCUCCUUAAGUGUUGUGCUUCUAGGGAAAAUAUACUAAAGGCACUUUAUUCCAUUAAAAGUUUAUAAAUUGAAGGGGCUCUAAGGUUGACUUGAUGCUUUACAGGAAAGCACAGGGUACCUGCUGUCCUGGGGCACGGGCUGGGCUAUGUGUGAAAACUUGGACCCUAUGUAUAUGCCUCUUGAUGUUGUUUGGAGGGUCUGUACCAAACCUGUUAUCUUGCAGAAAGGUUAAAGCCCACAGACCUGAGGGUCUCCAUUUUGGGAACAGUGUUCCUUUCCUCUAGUGCCUCAUAGGUCUAGAUAAGACAUGGCUUCUUUGUGCCACUCCUACCCACUGACUGUCCCAAUAACUAAAGUUUCUCUGCUAAUCCCUUUCACAGAACUCAUUGUGUGCUGAUGACUGGUUAGGAAUUUGCACUUAAAUGACCCCUGAAAUGAGUCUGCCCACAUAAUUAUCUUUCAGAUGACAUUUCUUAGAAUAUUAAAGUUGCCAUUAUCUUAUAUGCUUUGUUUGCGGGUAACAGUUGGAAAAUGGACAUCUUUGUUAUAUGAGAGUGUUGGGGAAUUGAUCUUUUAUAAAAAUCCCUCAGGCAAAGGGUGUAACUCAGAGGCGGAGUAUAUGCCUAGCAGACCACAGGUCCUGUGUUCCAUCCUCCCCCACCCCAGCUCAGACAGGACAAAGUGCCUUCCCAGCCCAUAACUGGUGAGUAUGGUGGCAAGUUGGCCUUCCAAGUGAUGAUAUGACACCCCUCCCCCCCCCACGCACACACACACUUCUCUUAAGCCUGGUUGACUUUUCUUAGAACUAAGGGGAAGGUGUUUCAUAAGAAAACCUAUAGCAGUUCUAUUCUGCCUGUGCUAUCUCCAGAAGCCCAGGAGAUCUGUCCUUGGUGUACUCAGCCCAGCAUCCUGGGUAUCAAGCUACUUUCCAGUCCUCUCAUGUCCAAGGGGUAAGAUUUUGUCACAAAAGCUGCCUGAGGACAGGUGGGUAGUACAGAUAAAAUGGAGGCUGCCCUUGGGCACUCCAAGGAAGAAUGAUGGCACCUUCCCUGCUAGAUUAGUGAGGUUCAAAGACAACUGCCUCCUACCAAGAGAGUAUGAGAAGACCUGGAGACCUGGGAUGCUGGCUGGGGCCCUGGUCACAGAAUAACUUCAGAUAUUCUUAAACACACACACACACACACACACACACACACACACACACACUCACACACACACUUUAUGUAUAUAAAAUGUUUUGUGUAAGGUUCUAGUUUGUAGCUUAUUCUUAUCUCCGUGCCCCCUCCGGUAGAUCCUCACCUUCUUGUUCUAUGAUUGCUUUCUCGUGAGCCUGCAGUUGUGUGUUGUGCUCAGCCUUGUGUCUUCACUCCAAGUCCCAUGCUGGGCACUAGUGAAAGAGCCUUCCUCUCUUAGUGUGCUGAACUUAGGCUAUGUAGUGGGCUUCAGUGGCCCCUGGAGCAGUCCAAAGUAUCUGCUACCUUGGUUUCCCACUAGAAAAAGGAAUACUAAGAGUAGUGUCUUUUAAGUCCCUGGUGAAGUAAUUGCUCAGACAAUCUCUGCUAGGGCCGGCACAGAUACAGGGAACUAGGCCUCAUGUAGAGCAAGCGCUCACAGUGGGAGGCUCUGUGCAAACUGUCAUGUGUUCUUAAAUACUCAUUUCCAUGGCUCUGGGAAGGGAAUGCAUGAUACCUAUCCUCCAAGCCUGCCACCAGCUUCUAUACCCAAAGAUAAGUCUCCAGAGAAAAGGCCAUGUGUAGUCAUUUGCCACAGAAAGUGAGGUCUGCAGGGAGAGAUGUAGAACACUUUAGAGUGGAGUACCCUGAAAUGUUCCAGGGUCCCCAGUGGUUGCUACAUACAUAGCAACACAUCUCAGUUUUCUACUUUAUUUCCUGUUCCUAGAUGUUUUCAACAAGUCAGUUAGGAGUAGUAAGUUCUCUCAGGUAUGGUAAUCAGGUGUGUAAAUGAACAGAACAGGUUUCUCCUGGAAUAAAGUCAGAGUACCCAGAGGGAUGCUUGUACUUUUCCCUGUUUUGUGCCUGAAAAUUGUGCUCCAUCCCUUGUGCUAGAUGGGGAUUGGGGCUAAUCAUUCAUUUGUGUGUCUUAAGGGGCAACUAGGUUGUAAAUGCUUAAACUAUCAAACCUCCCACUGUUUUCUAGUUCCUCCUCUUCCUAUCCCCCCUCCAUACUUUACCUUUAGACCAUUUGCCUUUUAAGACUUUGGGUGCUUUUCAGGUGCUGUGUGAAUGCCCUGGCAUUGUCUCCAGGAACUGGCAGGUGGUUCUUUCUGAAUUUAUCAUGAGGUGGAAGUUUUCAACGUUUUGUUGGUUGAAAAUAAGACAGCUACUUGGAAAGGGCUUUCCCUGUUGUGGAGAGGGACUGUUUCAAGGAUUGAAGUAACAGACAGUAAUGAGUUCAAAGUCAGAAGCAAGAGUCAACUCCGAGCUAGAAAGAUCCUAGAGUGAUGCUAGGAUUAUUGAGAAGGGGUUGUUUGCCAUGUGGGAGGGCCUGUCUUAGUCGGCCCAGGGUACAGGCUUCUCACAGGGCCCCAAAUUGCAACUGUGAGACCAAGCCUACGCAACAGGUUUCUAAAGAGAAAGCUCCAUCAAGAGGGACCACUGUGCCUGUUUUCUCUUUCUGGUUUUUUUGUUUUUGUUUGUUUUGUUUUGUGCUACCACAUUUCAGGCAGCAUGGAAGCACCCACCCUUAUAGCUUUCCAAACAGGAAGUAGAAUAUAGGGACUUCAGGUUUGGGGGUUGGGAAGCAUUGCUGAAAAGUGCCUUGGUUGGGAGUGAAGAGGAUAUAGUGUAUCAGGGAAGCCCACAAGUCUCAGAGGGCCAUUGUUUCAUGAAACCACAGAUGAAUUGGGUCUUAUGAAAACAUGAAGCUAGCUGGGUUUUCUUUGGAGGGUGGUAGCCUUUGUAACCCAAGAUGCCCUUUGACUCUUAAUUCUCUUGCCUCUACCUCUUAAGUGCUGGAAUUACAGGGUUGGGCCACCAUGCCUGGGUUCUGAAGAUUCUUACAUUCUUAUGUUGAAAGUAACAUCAGUUCAAGCCCUUGCACAUUUAAGAGAGAAACAGUGCCCCCUUUUGUGUUCAGUCUGGUCCCUCUCCACCACCUAGGAACGAUGAGAGCAGAAAUGAAGGCCUGCUAUGCAUUUGGAAGCUAGUGAUGCAUUAACAUUCUUUGACAGAUUGAUGGGGGUAUAGGUUAUACAGCUUAAAGUGUACAACUGUAGAUGAGUUAUGAUGGGUGUCCAUACUCUUAAAGUCAUCCCGUCUGUCACGUCAGUGAACAUUCAGCAUCUUGGUCAAUAACUCCUCCUUUCUUCUCCUCCUAUCCCACCCUUACAACUACUGCUUUCUAUCACUAGUGAUUAAUUUCUGUAUAAAUGGACUUCUACAGUGUGUGUCUGGCCUCUUAGUGCCAUUUUUAGAUGUUUCCAGGUGUUUGUGUGUAUAUCCACACUUCAUAUUUAUCCCAGUGUAUUAAAUGGCCUCUAAUACCUGUUGAUGCCUGUUAAUUAUUAUUUCCAUUCUUUCCAGUUUGAGUCAAAUAAAGCUGCUAUCUGUAUGCACA
This is a messenger RNA of Rattus norvegicus (Norway rat), 6099 nucleotides long. NCBI's taxonomy places the organism in Eukaryota, Metazoa, Chordata, Mammalia, Rodentia, Muridae. The record is from RefSeq and is a predicted model, not a curated record.